GCCAUUUGUCAAACUCAAAAUUAUUGAAUCGAGGUGGUCGUGUUGAUAUCUUAUUUAUCUUCUUAAUAAACCAGUGCUAAGUAAACAAACAGCUUUAACAUGGCUCGUAACAUCAUUAAAUUGGGAGCUCUGGAAGCGCAAAAGACUGCGUUUCUGUUAUGUGAUAUACAAGAAACUUUUCGACCGCACGUAAAACAUUUUGGUGAAGUAGUAAGAGUUGCUAAUAAAAUGAUGGAAGCAUCGAAACACUUUAAAAUCCCAGUUUACAUCUCGGAACAAUAUCCCAAAGGUCUCGGGCACACAACCAAGGACAUAAAUGUUGAAGAUGCAGCUUUAGUGUAUGAAAAGACCAAGUUUUCCAUGUACACACCAGAACUGCAGGAGAGAUUGAAGAAAGAUGUGCCAGAUUUGAGUUCUGUAGUUUUGUUUGGGAUUGAGGCUCAUGUGUGUAUAGAGCAAACAGUUAUAGACUUGCUGAAUGAGAAUUUAGCCGUUCAUGUCUUGGCCGAUGGAGUUUCUUCAAGAUCGCUUAUGGAUAGACAACUGGCUCUGCAGCGAUUACAGUCGAUUGGUUGUUUCGUUGGAACUUCGGAGAAUGUGCUCUUCAAGCUACUAAGGGACAAAAGCAAUCCAGCUUUUAAAGCUAUUUCCAAACUCAACACAACGCCUACAGCUGAUGAGUUCGGUGUGAACACCCGUAAAUCUGUAUUGUAGAUGCCUAUUUAAUUAUAUACUAGUAAUCGGCCCUGGUUUCGCCCGAGGUGCGUAUAUAGCCUAUGUCAUUCAUUCAAAACGUUAUAAACAUACAAUAUUAGUGUAGAUAAAAUGUUCCAAAUUUGAUUUCUGAUUGAAAUAUGUGUCUAUGGAAAAUUUUUGAAAUUAAUCCAGUAGUUUUGUGUGAAAACGGUACAAACAUACAUACGAAAACAUAUAUGUUUUCUCUUUACAAUAUUAGAUUCAAUUAA
This is a messenger RNA of Zerene cesonia (dogface butterfly), 965 nucleotides long. RefSeq names its product isochorismatase domain-containing protein 1-like. Gene Ontology annotation, cellular component: cytoplasm. Lineage: Eukaryota; Metazoa; Arthropoda; Insecta; Lepidoptera; Pieridae. The transcript has 4 exons. The record is from RefSeq and is a predicted model, not a curated record. The coding region runs from base 100 to 714 and encodes 204 amino acids.